Magnolia sinica is the source of this 531-nucleotide messenger RNA. Its product is annotated as cell wall / vacuolar inhibitor of fructosidase 1-like. NCBI's taxonomy places the organism in Eukaryota, Viridiplantae, Streptophyta, Magnoliopsida, Magnoliales, Magnoliaceae. The record is from RefSeq and is a predicted model, not a curated record. Gene Ontology annotation, biological process: negative regulation of catalytic activity. The transcript has a single exon. Gene Ontology annotation, molecular function: pectinesterase inhibitor activity. The coding region runs from base 1 to 531 and encodes 176 amino acids.
AUGGCUUCUCUUCCUUCCUUGCUACUACUACUCAUUUUAUCCUUUCUCUUCUUCCUCCAUCCCUCCUUUGCUAGGGUGAGUCCACAGUCAACUAAGUUGGUUGAUAAGGUAUGUAAGCUCACCCCAGAUUAUGCCUUCUGUAUCCAAUCCCUCGACUCCAAGCACCGUACAUCCACCGCAAAUCUAACGGGCCUUGGCCGUAUCUCCCUCGACGUAGCAUUGUAUAAUGCCAAGGAGACUUUCACGUACAUAUCUGAGCUUGUCAACAACGUUACUGACCCGACGAUUAGUGUGCCUGUGGGAAGGUGUUUUUCUCUGUAUCAGACCACGAUCAGCUACAUCCUCUCAGCCACAACCAAUUUCGAAAUGAAGUCGUAUGAGAUGGUGAAACUUCUACUGAGCGAAAGAGGCAACAAUCCCAAAGCUUGUGAAGCUGAGUUCAAGAACGUUAAAUCGCCUUUGACACGCCGGAACAAAGAUAUGAGUAAACUAAUCGUGAUUGCUGAGGUGAUUGCAGGACUGCUUGCAUGA